Messenger RNA from Quercus lobata, 1617 nucleotides. RefSeq lists its product as uncharacterized. The coding region runs from base 1 to 1617 and encodes 538 amino acids. NCBI's taxonomy places the organism in Eukaryota, Viridiplantae, Streptophyta, Magnoliopsida, Fagales, Fagaceae. The transcript is spliced from 3 exons. Gene Ontology annotation, molecular function: RNA-DNA hybrid ribonuclease activity; nucleic acid binding. The record is from RefSeq and is a predicted model, not a curated record.
AUGAAUAUUGAAGAAAAGAGAAUGGUGGUUGAGCCUAUUGAAGUGUUGGAAGAUAUUUCUUUAGAUGAGAAAAACCCUGAGAGGUGCACCAGGAUUGGAGCAGAUUUAGAAGAGAGAAUUAAGAAGGACCUUGUCUGUUUCUUGAGGAAAAGUAUUGAUGUAUUUGCUUGGAGUCAUGAGGACAUACCAGGUAUAGACCUUAGUGUCAUUACCCACCAUCUAAAUGUGUAUCCUUCCUCUAAGCCUAUACGACAGAAGAAAAGGGUGUUUGCUCCUGAGAGAGACAAUGCUAUCAAAGAAGAAGUGCAGAAGUUGACUGUAGCGAAGUUCAUUCGAGAAGUUUAUUAUCCAGAUUGGCUGGCCAAUAUAGUAAUGGUCAAAAAGGCGGCUUGCCCCAAGGACAGCUACUCGUUGCCUCGCAUUGACCAGUUGGUAGAUUCCAUUGCGGGACACAAGCUGCUUAGCUUUAUGGAUGCUUUCUUCGGAUACAAUCAGAUAAGGAUGGACAACACAUAUCAAGAAAAAACAUCAUUUAUCACAAGCCAAGGCUUAUUCUGUUAUAAGGUGAUGCCCUUCGGUUUAAAGAACGCUGGGGCAACAUAUCGGAGGCUGGUUAACCACAUGUUUCAUUCGCAAAUUGGGUGGAAUGUAGAAGUCUACGUAGAUGACAUGCUGGUGAAAAGUCAGGACAAGGGAAAGUAUCUGGACGACUUGCAGGAAACAUUUGACACACUCAGAUAUCAACCAAGGCAUGCAAUAAAAGCUCAAACCCUGGCAGAUUUCAUUGCAGAGUUCACUCCGAGUUAUGAAGACUUAAGCGAGGUGGAGAAUAGAAAGAAAUGGAUCGUCCAUAUGGAUGGCUCAUCAACACAAUUUGCAGGAAGAAUAGGAGUUGUUUUGCUGUCCCCGAAAGGAGAUAAAUUGAAGCACAAGGUUCGUCUACAGUAUCAAACAACCAAUAAUGAAGUUGAGUAUGAAGCCCUUCUUAAAGGAUUGGAGUUGGCUAAAUCUGUAGAAGCAAAAAUGAUACUCGUCCUGGGAGACUCUUAUCUAGUCAUAGGCCAAGUAAAUGGGACAUGUGAAGCCAAAGAAGAACGAAUGAAGAAGUAUCUUAAUAAGGUGGUACGCCUUGUAAAGAAGUUUAAGGAAGCCAAUUUCAUUCAGAUCCCAAGAAAAGAAAAUAUGGAGGCAGAUACUUUAGUAAAAGAAGCCUUAGCAAGCGAAGGACUGGACGAGUUUGAUGAAAUUCAAUACCUGCCCAGCAUAGACUUUCCAGAGUUGUAUCAGAUAGAGGGUGAAGAAAAUUGGAUAACUCUAAUAAUAUCAUACUUGAAGGACGGAAAGCUUUUAGAAGGAAAAGACGAGACCAGGAAGCUCAGAGUCAGAUCAGCCAGAUACGUCCUCAUGAAUGAGGUGCUAUACAAGAGGGGUUUUUCACAACCUUAUCUGAGGUGUUUAGUUCCAGACGAGGCCAACUAUGUAUCGAGGGAAGUUCAUGAAGGAGCAUGUGGUAACCACUCAGGAGCCAGAUCACUUGUCCACAAAGUCAUCUGCGUAGGCUACUACUGGCCAAACAUGCAGGCUGAUGCCAAGGCAUAUGUCAAAGUCUGUGAUUAA